AUGGCCGACGACCAACCCCCGAUCAUCAAGUCCGAGAACGAGCGUUUAGGGAACCACGCCCCCGCCAACCCUGUUAACCUUCCCGCCAAAGCAUCCGCUUCCGAGCUUGUCGCUCCUCUUGCCCCCUCAAGCAACUCCCCCCACACCUCUGACCACACCUCUGACCAUACCUCUGACCAUACCUCUGACCACACCGUCGCUCAGGCCCAGCCCCACGCCAACCCCACCACUCAUGUCGAUGACCACGCCAGCUCCACCACCACGGCCGCUCAUGCCAAGGACUUGAACGGCCUCUCCUCUCCCUCUUCGCACCACCACGCAAGGAACAACCUCUCGUUCGCUCCCAAGGACAAUCUGUACGAGAUUGACAAUGCGCCUGCGGACAAUCCUGCCUCGUUGGCGGGCAUUGCACCCACGACCAGCGGCACGAAUGAGGGCUACUCCAUCUACUCCAACGUCAAGGACGGCAAGGUCAGUAUCGAGCACCAGAUCGAGAUCAACGUCGUCGACUUGUUCGAUGUCCAAAGCAACAAGGACAUCUCCUUGGAAGAAGUCAUGGACAGUCUCCGUUAUGUCAUGGAGUAUCGUAUCAAGGGCGGACGCUACCCUACCCUCGAGUAUGACAUCAUGAAACGUCUUGCCGAUGGUCUGCUCAUGAACAUGGGCCACUCUGAGAAGAAGCGCAAGAUUCGCUUGACAGAGGAGGCCGAUGUUGCCUUCCAGCUCUUUGGAGAGUUCUUGCUCGAAGAGUUCCGUCAGGCCGUCGGUGAGAAAUCCGUCUCGGAUCUCCGUUUUGCCCUCAAGCUGGAUGUCCGUUGUGGUUCUUCUUCAACUGAACAACAGCAGCAGGCUGCUGUCGCUUUGAUCGCCCUCCUGACCACCAUUUACCCCCAGUUCUCUGACUGGCGCGAGUUGGUCAAGGGCCAGGCCCAUCCUGAGGUCCAAAAGUGCAUGAAGCAGCACGCUGACUUUGUCAAGGCCGAAAAGAUGCCCGAGUUGGGCGGUCUUAUUCUCGCACCCCAAGCCCUUUGCUUCGAUCGCAGGAUCAAGAGAUGUUUGAAGAUGUUCAGGACUUCAUUGGAGACCGGUCUGCCUUCGGAGGCCAUUCCCGCUUUGCAGGAGCAUUACGGACGCAACAUUCUCCCUCAGCCUCCAAACCCCUCGAUCGCCAAGAUGAUCCUGGCCCAAUUCACCGACUUUAUGAUUUUGCUCCUCUUGGCUGUCGCCAUCUUGCUGGCUGCCAUUGGGGAGUACAUUUCUAUGGCAGUCCUGUUGAUUGUCGUCGUUCUCAACGCCAUCAUCGGUUUCACUCAGGAGUACAAGGCUGGGAAGGCUCUGGAUGCCCUAACCAAGCUGUCGGUCCCCGUCGCCCAGGUUCUUCGCGAUGGAAUGACCUCAAUGAUCAACUCUGAGGAGCUCGUCCCUGGUGAUAUUGUCAUCCUCGAGGAGGGUGAGUCCGUUCCUGCCGAUUUGCGUCUCGCCGAGGUCUCCCAGUUGGAGAUUAUCGAGUCCAUCUUGACUGGAGAGUCCGUCGCCGUGAACAAGGAUCCCAAGGAGAUCAAGACCUUGACCCGCAAGUUGCCCCUUGGUGACUGCAAAGGUAACGCCUUUAUGGCCACUGUUGUCGCCAAGGGUCGUGGAAAGGGUAUUGUUGUUCGUACUGGCCAUUUGACCGAGAUGGGAAAGAUUAGUGCUGCCAUCGCUGGUGCCCCAAAGAUCUUGACUCCCGUCCAACAAAAAUUGGCCAAGCUCGGAAAGCUGUUGGUCGUCUUUGCUCUCGUCCUUUGUGCCGUCAUGGCUGGUAUCCAGGUAGCUUAUAUUAAGAAGCGCAACCCUCCAGGCUACCGUGCCAAAGCGGUCAGAGAUGCCAUCAUCACCGCUAUCAGUUUGGCUGUUUCUGUCAUUCCUGAGGGUUUGGUCGCCGUUACAACUGUCACUAUGGCUAUGGGAGUUCGUCGUAUGGCCACCCGCAAGGCUAUUGUCCGUACCCUUCCUGCCGUCGAGACCUUGGGAAGUGUCACCUUUAUCUGCUCCGACAAGACCGGAACGUUGACCGAGGGUAAAAUGGGUGCUGCCGAGCUCUGGACCAGUGACGGUGUUGCCUAUGGAUUCACCGAGAGCACCAGUUUGGACCCCAACAAGGGUGAUGUUACCAUGAAGAUCAAUACCGGGGAGACCCAGGUGAUGGGCAAGACGCUCGAACAGGUCCCAGCUCAGAUGCUUAUUUCGUUGAUGGUCUCGUCUCUCUGCAACAACUCUUCCGUCGUCCAAAAGGACACUGAUGAGGUCUCUGAGGCCAGCGCCGUCGCCGUCGCCGUCUCUGCCGAAGAGAAGCCUGUCGAUACCCCUGCCAAGUCUGCUGAGUGGAAGGGUGUUGGAGACCCCACCGAGGUUGCCCUGGUCGUCGCUGCCCAGAAGGCUGGUUUCCCCAAGUCCUACUUCCACGACUUGGGUUAUACCCGUAUCUAUGAGCAGGCCUUUGACAGUGAACGCAAGGUCAUGAGUGUCGUCUACAAGGCCCCAAUGAAUCGCGAGGAUGACAAGGGAGAUCACUUUGAGUUCGUUCUUGCCAAGGGUGCUCCUGAGGAAAUCUUGAAUCGCUGUGUCGGCUACCUGCCUACUAUCGGAGCCGGAUCCCUUCCCUCGCCCAUGGAUGUCCUCAAGGCCCACGAGCACGAUUUGGCCCUGCCUGUUACCGAGGAGUUCUACGAUAGCGUCACCGAGGCUUCGGGCCGCAUGGCCGACAACGGUCUCCGUGUCUUGGGAUUGGCGUACAAGAAGGUCAAGGUCAACGGUGGUGGUGCUGUUUCCUCAGAAUUGGGCGAUGGUCUGGACCACAUCAACAACAUCAAGGAUAAGAAGGAAGCCCCUGCUUCGACCUUGAAGCCCACCAAGUUGGACAUGAUUAUUGCCGCCAACGCCCAGCAGGACGAUGACGACGAUGAGGAAAUCCCCCCAGGCUAUGCCGAGAACGAAUUGGUCUUCCUUGGUAUGAUCGGCUUGAUCGACCCUGCCCGUGCUGGUGUCAAGGAGAGUGUCCGUAUCUGUAAGGAGGCCGGUAUUACCGUCGUCAUGAUUACCGGUGACCAUAUUAAGACUGCGUCUGCCAUUGCCAAGGAACUCGGAAUCUUGGAGGAGGGUGGUCGUGCCAUUAAGGGAGAGGAACUGGAUCUCUUGUCUGAGCAGGCUAUUGCUGAGCUCAAGCCCUUCCCUAACGUCUUUGCCCGUGUCUCGCCCGACAACAAGUUGAAGCUCGUCACUGCCCUUCAGAGCCGUGGUGAAUCCGUCGCCAUGACUGGUGAUGGUGUCAACGAUGCCCCUGCUAUCAAGGCCGCCAACGUCGGUGUUGCUAUGGGUAUUGCGGGAACAGAUAUUACCAAGCAGGCCGCCGACAUUGUUUUGUCGGACGACAACUUCAACACCAUCGUGGUUGCUGUCGAGGAGGGUCGUCGUGUGUUUGAGAACAUUCUCAAGUUCAUUGUCUACCUUUUGAGCUGUAACUGUGCCGAAAUCUUCCUGUUCUUGCUCUGCGCCGCCAUCGGCGAGGAGCUUCCCUUCACCGUUGUCAUGAUUCUUUGGGCCAACAUUAUUGCUGACGUCCCUCCUGCUAUGGCUCUUGGUGUUGAACCUGCCGAGCCUGGUUUGAUGAAGCGCGAGCCCCGUUCCGCCAAGCGUGGUAUCGUCACCAAGGCCUCCUUUGCCGUCAUCAUCUUCCAGUCCUUGAUAAUGACGUUGAUGACCUUUGGUGUCUACAUGAUGAGCGAUCGCGGGGAACCCACCGACCCCGGUUACAAGGACGCCGAACGCUAUGCUCAGGCUGAGGCCUUCAGCGUCUUGACCUCGCUCCAGUUGCUCCAGGGCUUCUUGUCGCGUACUAUGUGUACGUCGGUCUUCAGAAUCAACCCUUUCAGCAACCGCUGGAUGAUCGCCGGUGUUCUCCUCAGUUUCGUCCUCAUGAUCAUGGGUAUCUAUGUCAACGGAUUGAACGAUAUCCUUCAGUUGCAGCCCAUUAAUGGCAUGUCCUGGGUCAAAAUUGUCGUCUGCUGUGCUAUCUUGAUCGUCUUGAGUGAGAUCGAGAAAUUGAUCCUUCGCAUCACCAAGGUCGUCGUCUAA
Messenger RNA from Linnemannia hyalina, 4113 nucleotides. Lineage: Eukaryota; Fungi; Mortierellomycota; Mortierellomycetes; Mortierellales; Mortierellaceae. The record is from the annotation of a GenBank genome assembly.